ACAAAUUCUGACGAACUCAAUCGUCAUGAAACGAAAAUACAGUGAUGCGUUUCUUUAGCUUGGUUUCAUACAAACUUUGAUAAAUAACGAGGAGCGCCCAAAAUGUGUUUUGUGCAGGGAAGUGCUUAGUAAUGUUCAAAACGAACAAAUUAAAACGACAGGUCUUGACCAAACACCCACAGCAUGACGGUAAACCCGGAACAGGGCAGAAUGCAUCAGGAAACCGUGCUUCGACAGUGGGAAAAAGUGAUAGACGCCGCAGAAGUUUCUCCACUGAAGAGGACAAAGCCACAUGCAGUGGCAGAGAAUGUGAUAUCGGUGCUGAAGUUCUCCAAGUUGUCUGAACAUGCCACUGCUCCUACCCGGGGCUCUGCUAAAGCUGCAGGAUACGACCUGUUCAGUGCCUAUGACUACAGUAUUGGUCCUAUGGACAAGGCUAUCGUGAAGACUGACAUCCAGAUAGCAGUUCCGUCAGGCUGCUAUGGCAGAGUGGCACCACGGUCUGGCCUGGCUGCAAAACACUUCAUCGAUGUUGGGGCUGGAGUAGUGGAUGAGGACUAUAGAGGUAAUGUAGGGGUGGUGCUGUUCAACUUCAGCAAGGAAACCUUUGAAGUGAAAAAAGGGGACCGUGUGGCUCAGCUGGUGUGCGAGAGGAUCUGCUACCCAGACCUACAGGAGCUAAAGACUCUGGAUGAGACUGAGCGUGGGGCUGGAGGAUUUGGCUCCACAGGCAGCAACUGAUACAUCAACAUUGUAAAUAAACCAGCUUAUUAGUUAUGUCAUUGUACAAUAAUUACAUUGUUUAAUAAAGAUUGUUAUUAUCCCUUUG
Molecule: messenger RNA, 829 nt
Organism: Oncorhynchus keta (chum salmon)
Lineage: Eukaryota; Metazoa; Chordata; Actinopteri; Salmoniformes; Salmonidae
Gene: dut
Product: deoxyuridine triphosphatase
Exons: 7
Coding region: 184-741 (185 amino acids)
Biological process (GO): dUMP biosynthetic process; dUTP catabolic process
Molecular function (GO): magnesium ion binding; dUTP diphosphatase activity
Source: RefSeq, a predicted model, not a curated record